CGUACUCCUUACCUCCUUUAAUACCAUCAGAACGACUCCCCCUUCAAUUCACUGGAUGGCGGCUCACGACUUCAAGAUCCUAAUAGCAGGCGGCAGCGUAGCGGGGUUGGUAUUAGCGAUUAUGCUAGAAAAGCUCGGCAUCGACUUUUUGGUUCUUGAGGGGCAUUCCAAAAUCGCACCGCAGGUAGGUGCGAGCAUUGGCUGGUUUCCCAACGCAUCGCGCAUUCUGGACCAACUCGGAUGCUACGAUGACCUCCGAGCAAAAAUCACUAUUCCCAUGGGCGAUAUGCUCCUAAGAACGCCCGAAGGAGGUGUUCUUUGUCACGUCAAUAAGCUCAGUGAACAUUUUAUUUUGAGACAUGGCUAUGAUCCUGUGUUUGUCGACCGCCAAAUGGCCCUAGAGAUCUUCUACAAUCACAUUAACGCCAAAUCCAAAGUCCUUCUCCACAAGCAGGUCGUAAAAGUAAACACCUUAGAGAAAGGUAUCGAAGUCGCGACGCAAGACGAUUCUAUUUACUCUGGCGACAUGCUUGUGGGCGCAAACGGCGUGCACAGCGCGGUGAGGCAAGAGAUGUGGCGGCUGGGCAAUGAGCUCUCUCCAGGGUACUUUGCAAAGUCCCCUGCCGACGACAUCAAAUGCGACUACCUCUGCGUGUUCGGCAUCUCCGGCCCAACAGAGAGCUACAUCACAGCAGCCAACUACAACGCCCUCGGCCACGGACGCAGCCACGUCGUCAUCGGUGGCCCCGAAGGCCGCAUCUACUGGUUCCUGUUCAUCAAGUGCGACCGCACACUGCACGGUCUUGGCAAAGAGAUCCCCCGCGUGUUUUCGAAGGAGGAAGAGAACGCUCUCGUGGAAAAGUUCAAAGACGAUCCCAUCACUAACCUCGUCAAGUUUGGCGACCUCUACAAGAACAAAAUCGCCUCAGUCCUGACCGCGCUUCUUGAAUUCGUGCAGGAGAAAUGGCAUUACGACAGGAUCUUCAUCCUUGGAGAUGCGGUACACAAGUUCAACCCCAUCUCCGGCCAAGGUGGCGCCAACGCGAUCGAAACAGCUGCAGUACUUGUGACGCAACUCAUGACCACUCUUACCCAACAUCCUACUCCCACGACCGCCGACCUCUCCGCUGCAUUCCAAACCACGCAAUCCCUCCGCCUCGCCCGCGUCCAGGACCUCGUCAGAGCAGCACACGCCGAGCAAAGCCUCUCAGCGCUCGAAACGCCCCUUCUCAAGCUCAUGGCCCGGCUCUACGUGCCCCUGCUCGGCGUGGAAGGUGCGCUAGGCAAGUUCUCAGACGCGUUCGUCGGCGGCGCCAGCUUGCCUAUGCUGCUUGUGCCGAAGAGGCCGCGGUUUGAGCCUUACUUGGAUGAAUUGCCUGCGAGGCCGUUGCAGUGGAAGGAAGUGAGUGCGUCAGUUGCGGGGGUUGUGUUUGCGAGGCUGGUGGUUGUUGCGAGGACGGAGAUGGGUGGUGUAGAAAGGGGGUUACUGGCAGGUUUGGGAAAUUUGUCUACGGAUGCGACGGAGGUGUAUAGGCAUACGGCUCUUCUUCCUUCGAUCCUGAUCUGGACGAUCGAGGCCUACCGCGCUGCUAAUGUGGCUGGCCCUAUCUCUUUGUAA
This is a messenger RNA of Aplosporella prunicola CBS 121167, 1618 nucleotides long. RefSeq lists its product as uncharacterized. NCBI's taxonomy places the organism in Eukaryota, Fungi, Ascomycota, Dothideomycetes, Botryosphaeriales, Aplosporellaceae. The record is from RefSeq and is a predicted model, not a curated record. Gene Ontology annotation, molecular function: FAD binding. The transcript has 4 exons. Bases 56 to 1618 code for a protein of 520 amino acids.